Morone saxatilis (striped sea-bass) is the source of this 2472-nucleotide messenger RNA. RefSeq lists its product as uncharacterized. The record is from RefSeq and is a predicted model, not a curated record. The transcript is spliced from 5 exons. Lineage: Eukaryota; Metazoa; Chordata; Actinopteri; Moronidae. The coding region runs from base 1243 to 1737 and encodes 164 amino acids.
AAUUACAUGGGAAACGCAAAAAAGUCACUGUUCAUACUUUUGUCUAUUACAGCCAAACUAAGUGAGAGAGCCACAUCAAAUCCCUCUAUCAUCAACCGAGGGCCGCUGUGCAUCUUUCUGAGGUGGAAACUGAUGGAUAAGUCGUUCUGGAAGAGAAUGGCAGCUUAAAUGAAAAAGCUUGUUUUCAGAGCCAGAGGAGCUCAUUUUUGACAUUUAGCCAAACUAAGUGAGAGAGCCACAUCAAAUCCCUCUAUCAUCAACCGAGGGUCGCUGUGCAUCUUUCUGAGGUGGAAACUGAUGGAUAAGUCGUUCUGCACUCAAAAAACUGAUCCAAGCCCUUCUUUGAUGUGACACAUUAAAUUGUUGUUUGAUUUGCUGAAACAAAUCUAUUAAACACUAAACAGAUGUAAAUUUAAUUGUGGUAACGUAAUAGUUUCACCUUGACAUUCAUGAACUCAAAACAAAUGAGUUUCAUUUGAAUUGGGACCGCCCAUUGCGCAUGUGCGAAGCAGCGCGCUCUCAGCCUCCGUUCCUCCCGGUCCUUUUUCACUGACAACUUCUGACAACGCUGCUGCGGGAUUUUACUUUACAGAGCCACGGAAAGCUGCUGUAAUUCCUCUCCUUGGUCAGUACUCGAUUUUGUUAUAUUUUAAAAAGCAUGCUGUGAAAAGACCGACGAAUUUUACCGUCAGUGAAGUCGGACAUGGGCUAGCGGGCUAGCUAGCUAAGAUACACGAGGGAGAAUUAAGUUUGACUAAGUGUCUGUGGUUACUCUGACUAGUGUUAUAACCACACAACUUUUACUUAAAAAGUGUACAUGAACAUGAAUUAUGAGCUCUAACAACUAAUGAGUCUGUUUAAGCAGACCCCCCCUCACCUCUCCCCUCCCUUCCCCUCCUCAGUCAGUGUCUCUCUCUCACACACGUUAAACCUGUCUACUUAGAUGUUUGAGGCUGUUUGUGGCUUGUAAAAGACCAAUUACUCGGUGCAAACUUGUCGCAAAUUGCCAUUUUGAAUGCAGUGUGGGUCAUUUAUGCGAUAUAUACAGUCUAUGGUUACAACACCAAAGGCUAGCUAACAGUCAGUCAGUCAUUAAUAUACAAGCUAGUUUUUUUUUUUUUUUACCAGUACAAAAAGAGAAGCUGUGGCACAAACAUCAUCUAAUGCUGUCAGGAAGACGAGGUGAAUGCAGAGUUCUUCCGGAUCACCACGAAGCCACUACAAUCUAAGUUCCUGUCACAGAUGGACCACUUCUCAGACAAGCUGACUCAGAUCUUCCAGAGCAAAGGAGGAGUUAAAGGGCAAAAGAUCAAGUGCAUCCUGGCAAUGACAGACUCGUGCGAUGACAUCAACAUAAGGAGGGAGUGCAUCCUGAGAAGCCUUGUUGUCUAUGUCAAUGAAGACCCAGAUGUGUUUUUCAAGGAAUAUUUGGAUGCAGAGAGGGACAUCGCCACCACAGUCAUGGGGACUUACACAAUCCGAAGAGAUGGACAUGAAGAGCCAGAGGACGUGGGAGUUGUGAUUGAGGGCAUUAAAGUCCUCAGCAAUGUUGGCAGCGUCAUCAUGGGGUUCAUCAUGCUGUUCAUCAUGCUGUUUGGGCUCAUUUAUGCCCUUGAUCUAGCCUUUCCCGAAAACCUCAAGUACACCUUUGAGUUUUUCCAGAAGAUCAUUAUGAACUUGGAUGGACACAAGCUGAAUGCAAAGAUACAGCAGUUGAAAAUCAAGCUGUUUUCAUAAGGCGCAAACACUGUGUCCACACAUUCAGUGACAGUCAGCAUGGAUGUUUUUCUUGUUAACUACUUGUGUAGCACAUCUUGAAGUGUGUUCCUAUGGAUAGGCUGUGACUGGACUCAAAGAAAUUCCUUUUUCUUUUUCUUUAUUUUUUCUUUCACGUUUCAGGUUCUGUUUUGUACUUCUUCCAUGUGUAUAGUAUAGUAAAACCAAAGUUUUCAUGUUUAAUGUGAGCUGGUUAUACCAUGCCUUAGCCUUUGCAGAUAUUGUACUUGUAUUAUUAUUGUACUAGCACUAAUACUAGUUACUUUGGUUGAAGCAGUUUUGAAGUCAGCGGAUUCAUUUCUUUUCUUUUCUAAAUAUGAUAGGUCAUACACUGUGUUCAUCAUAGAUAAAAAAAUUAAGAGAAGCUUAUAAAGCUAAGCUCUCAGUCAAGGUCAAAGUGCAUUUUGAACAGUUUAGUUUGAGAUUGGUGGAAGAAUUUCCAUGUUUUGUUCUGUUGAUGUGUGUUAAAUGUGGUAUAUGUAUAUUUCAUUCCAGUAUUUAGGCACUACAUAGUGCAGGUAAUGGUAAAGAAAUGUUCAGGGUCGGUCUGAACUGGUCAAAACAUGCCUUAGCUUUUCUGCCUGAAACAUAUAGCUGAGGCUCUGUGUUUUGACACAAGUCAGUGACUGUCAUCAAUAUGUUGAUGAGUUUCAUGUUGAUGUUUUAUAUCUAUAUAUAUCUCUCUCUCUCACUCUC